UAUGACUGUUAUUAAAACCAAAGCUCAGUGGCCAGCCUGGCAACCUCUCAACAUACGGGCGCCUCCCUCGGCCGAGUUCUCGGUGGACCAGACACGUCAUCUCAUGUCGUUUCUGACCAUGCUGGGUCCGAGUCCCGACUGGAACGUUGGUCUGAGUUCUGAGAACCUGUGUACAUCUGAGUGUGGCUGGGUGCAGAGACUCACCAAAGACUUGCGGCCGUGGGACGCCGGCACAGACAGCGGCCACAGCUAUGAGUCUCCGAAUAAACCCAGUUUCCCUCAGGAAAGGAUUCGACCCCUCACCAGCCUGGAUCAUCCUCAGAGCCCCUUUUACGACCCUUCCGGAGCCCCCAUCCCACCCCUGGCUCGAGUGCUUGUCGAGAGGAUAGCCAGGAAGGGAGAGCAGUGCAACACAGUUCCAGACACCGUGGACGAUAUUGUGGCCGACAUCGCCCAGGAGAAGACAGUGGAGGUAGACAACACCCCAGAGACGUGUAUCUACUCCAACUGGUCUCCGUGGUCAGCAUGCAGCUCAUCCACGUGUGCUAAGGGUCUGCGCAUGAGACAGAGGAUGCUGAAGGCACAGCUGGAUGCAGCUGUUUCCUGCCUCCACACGCAGGACUUCGAACCCUGCAUGGGCCCCGGCUGCAGUGAGGAAGAGGCGUCUCCGUGCAUGCUGUCCGAGUGGAUCAGCUGGUCUCCGUGCAGUGCAUCAUGUGGGAUGGGCAUGAGGUCCAGAGAGCGCUACAUCAAAGCGUUCCCCGAGGACGGCUCGAGCUGCAGGGAACCCACCGAGGAGACAGAGAAGUGUGUGGUGAACGACGACUGCUCUCCCAGCAGCUGUGUGGUGACUGAAUGGGCGGACUGGGAGACCUGCAGUGUGAGCUGUGGUGUGGGAGUGAAAAAGAGGACCAGAAUGAUGAAGAUGCCCUCGCCGGAUGGUUCUCCGUGCAUAGCAGAGCUGGAGGAGAUCGAGAAGUGCAUGAUGCCCGAGUGCAAUGUGGUACCCUGCAUGGUGUCUCCGUGGUCAGACUGGGGUCACUGCAGUGUAUCAUGUGGUGUGGGGAUGCAAGUGAGAAGGCGAAUGCUGAAAACCCCGGCACUGCCUGACCAGUGUGAAGAAGAGCUGGAGCAGGUGGAGAAGUGCAUGAUGCCAGAGUGUCCGGUUGACUGUAUGCUCUCCGAAUGGUCCGAGUGGUCCGAGUGCAAUAAGUCAUGUGGGAAGGGUCACAUGAUCCGCACUCGCAUGGUGAAGUUGGAGCCUCAGUUCGGUGGCCUGCCGUGCCCAGAAACCGUGCAGAGGAAGAAGUGUAAGAUACGCAAGUGCACACGAGGCCCGAGAGCCAGUGACCGUAAGAAAGCCAAGCCGGAAGCUACAGAGCGCAGGAGAGGAAAACCAGGACGGGAGUCAGCGUCACCCAAUGAGGAGAGCUCAGGUUGCAAACUGGGCCCGUGGUCGAGCUGGACGGACUGUACCAAGGUGUGCGGCGGGGGGAUCCAGGAGCGCGUGAAGACUGUUAGGAAGAACAGCAAAGGCAAAUGCAGGCCCCUCAAAGAGAGCCGUGUGUGCAACGUGCACCCCUGCUAAGAACUCGACGUUUUUUUACACAUACAUACACACUCGCACGCACACGUACACACACACACAGCGGAAUGUGGUUUAAGUGGACUGGUCAGAUGGUAUCUAUAGAGCUUUUAGGAUUGUACACAUGGCUAGUGGUGAGUGAGCAGAUGCCUGUGAUUAGAUUAGUUGCCUUUUACACAAGUGAGUGUGAACUACACACACAAACAUUAUUGUCACACUAACCGUACAGUCUGGUUUUCUUACAGAAUAUCUUUGUGUUUGUUUAUUAUUUUCACUGGUGGUGAUUCCAGCCACCCUGUGUGUGCAGUUACUGUACAGUUCCAUGGUGUGACGUUUCCACUUUCACAGUACAUGCACUAUAUGGACUCGCUAUAUCUACACAAACCGUAUUUCAUUUAAACCUACAUUAUAUUGCAGUAAGGGCUGAAUUCUGAUCAAGUCUAGUUCCAAUUAAAC
Messenger RNA from Trichomycterus rosablanca, 2041 nucleotides. It is a transcript of the gene spon1b, whose product is annotated as spondin 1b. Gene Ontology annotation, cellular component: extracellular matrix. Gene Ontology annotation, biological process: signal transduction; cell adhesion. Lineage: Eukaryota; Metazoa; Chordata; Actinopteri; Siluriformes; Trichomycteridae. The transcript is spliced from 10 exons. The record is from RefSeq and is a predicted model, not a curated record. The coding region runs from base 2 to 1588 and encodes 528 amino acids.